AUGUGCCGGACGCCAGCCCCAGGCCCUCCACUACUCAUGUCCAGCCCCAGGCCCACCAACAGCCCUCCACUACCCAUGUCCAGCCCCAGGCCCACCAACAGCCCUCCACUACCCAUGUCAGCCCCAGGCCCACCAGCAGCCCUCCACUACUCAUGUCCAGCCCCAGGCCCACCAACAGCCCUCCACUACCCAUGUUCAGCCCCAGGCCCACCAACAGCCCUCCACUACCCAUGUUCAGCCCCAGGGCCCACCAACAGCCCUCCUACCCAUGUCCAGCCCCAGGCCCCACCAACAGCCCUCCACUACCCAUGUUCAGCCCCAGGCCCACCAACAGCCCUCCACUACCCAUGUUCAGCCCCAGGCCCCCAACAGCCCUCCACUACCCAUGUCCAGCCCCAGGCCCACCAACAGCCCUCCACUACUCAUGUCCAGCCCCAGGCCCACCAACAGCCCUCCACUACCCAUGUCCAGCCCCCGGCCCACCAACAGCCCUCCACUACCCAUGUCCAGCCCCAGGCAGCCCUCCACUACCCAUGUCCCCAGGCCCAGCCCUCCACUACUCAUGUCCCAGCCCCAGGCCCACCAACAGCCCUCCUCCCAUGUAGCCCAGGCCCACCCCUCCAUGUCCAGCCCCAGGCCCACCAACAGCCCUCCACUACUCAUGUCCAGCCCCAGGCCCACCAACAGCCCUCCACUACCCAUGUCCAGCCCCAGGCCCACCAACAGCCUCCACUACUUCACGAUGUCCAGCCCCCAGGCCCACCAACAGCCCUCCACUACCCAUGUCCAGCCCCAGGCCCACCAACAGCCCUCCACUACCCAUGUCCAGCCCCAGGCAGGCCCACCAACAGCCCUCCACUACCCAUGUCCAGCCCCAGGCCCACAACAGCCCUCCACUACCCAUGUUCAGCCCCAGGCCCACCAACAGCCCUCCACUACCCAUGUCAGCCCCAGGCCCACCAACAGCCCUCCACUACCCAUGUUCAGCCCCAGGCCCACCAACAGCCCUCCACUACCCAUGUCCAGCCCCAGGCCCACCAACAGCCCUCCACUACCUAUGUUCAGCCCCAGGGCACAACAGCCCUCCACUGCCAGGCCCCACCAACAGCCCUCCGCUACCCAUGUCAGCCCCAGGCCCACCAACAGCCCUCCACUACCCAUGUCCAGCCCCAGGCCACCAACAGCCCUCCACUACCCAUGUCCAGCCCCAGGCCCACCAACAGCCCUCCACUACCCAUGUCCAGCCCCAGGCCCACCAACAGCCCUCCACUACCCAUGUCCAGCCCCAGGCCCACCAACAGCCCCUCCACUACCCAUGUCCAGCCCCAGGCCCACCAACAGCCCUCCACUACCCAUAUCCAGCCCCAGGCCCACCAACAGCCCUCCACUACCCAUGUCCAGCCCCAGCCCACCAACAGCCCUCCACUACCCAUGUUCAGCCCCAGGCAGGCCCACCAACAGCCCUCCACUACCCAUGUCUGUAGCCCUAGGCCCACCAACAGCCCUCCACUACCCAUGUUCAGCCCCAGGCCCACCUAG
Oncorhynchus gorbuscha (pink salmon) is the source of this 1539-nucleotide messenger RNA. RefSeq names its product proline-rich extensin-like protein EPR1. The transcript has a single exon. Lineage: Eukaryota; Metazoa; Chordata; Actinopteri; Salmoniformes; Salmonidae. The record is from RefSeq and is a predicted model, not a curated record. Bases 1 to 1539 code for a protein of 512 amino acids.